Hydra vulgaris (swiftwater hydra) is the source of this 3291-nucleotide messenger RNA. Its product is annotated as fibropellin-1. Gene Ontology annotation, biological process: proteolysis. NCBI's taxonomy places the organism in Eukaryota, Metazoa, Cnidaria, Hydrozoa, Anthoathecata, Hydridae. The record is from RefSeq and is a predicted model, not a curated record. Gene Ontology annotation, molecular function: serine-type endopeptidase activity; protein binding; calcium ion binding.
UGUUUAGAAAUGUCAUAUUUAGUCUGACGUAAAACAUCUUCAAAUAUUUUUCUAACUCAUUACUUUUUUAACGAGAAGUAUUAACUGGUAAUAAACAAAAUAUACUUUCAAAACACAUAAAACGUUAUGAAAAAACGACUUUGGCAUUUAGUUUUCGCUUUUAUUAAUUGUUAUUCAGUGGAAACUUUAACAAAAAAUGAAGAGUGUCAAUUUAUAUUAAAUGAAGAGAGUGGCACAGUGAAAAGUCCAAGAUAUCCAAAGCCAUAUUCCAACAACUUAAAUUGCUCAUGGAAGAUAACUGUACCAAAUGGUCGUCAAAUUAUUCUCACAGUUAAUAAGUUUCAAAUAGAAAGCAGUUAUAACUGUGAAUCAGAUGCUUUGUACAUUUAUGAUGGUCCAAAUGACAAAGCUAAUCUUUAUUCUAAACCAUAUUGUGGCACUAAUGCUCCAUCUGUUAUUAAAUCCAAAAGCAAUGAUUUGUUUCUUCGCUUUAUAACUGACAAUUUAGAUAAUAAUAUUGGAUUUUUAAUACAAUAUAAUUCAGUAAAAAUAUGUGAUUAUGAGCUUGAAAAAUCAAAUGGUACUUUUACUUCACCCAAUUUCCCUCAAUACUAUUACGCUAACGCUAAUUGCUCAUAUCUAAUUAAAGCAAAGAUCGGAAAAACAAUUGUACUUCAGUUUACCAAUGUUGUUUUGGAAAACGAGGUAAAUGGAAACUGUUUGGAUUCUAUCAGCGUUUAUGAUAUAAUCAAUAAUGAAAUUAAACUUUUAAAGAAAUUUUGUGGAUCACCCCACCUUAUUCAAGAAUUUCAUUCAUCGUAUAAUCAGAUGCUAGUCAAAUUUCAUUCAGAUGAUUUAAUCAAUAAACCUGGUUUUUUUGCAAACUACUACAGUCUUAAUACUAAAUGCCAACAAAAUGAAUUCCAAUGUGCCAAUGAUAAAUGUAUUGCUUUGAAUCUUGAGUGCAAUCAUAAAAAAGAUUGUGAUGAUAAUUCAGAUGAAAUUGGGUGUCACUGCCAAGAAUUUCAAUGUUUAAAUGAGAAAUGCAUUGAAUCAAAGUAUGUUUGCGAUGGCUUAAAUCAAUGUGGUGAUGGCAGUGAUGAAAGUCAAUGCUCAAACCCAACAACUGUCAAAACUCAAUUGGUUUCAUCAAAACCUGUUAUCUGUGGUUACGCAGACUUUAAAUGUAACAAUGAUAAAUGCAUACGGUAUACUCAGCGAUGCAAUGGCCAAAACGAUUGUGGAGACAACAGUGAUGAAAGUAGUUGCAUUGGUUUUUGUAAAAAUUCAAAUGGUGGUUGUGAUCAUAUUUGUGAAUAUGACCUAAAGAAUGGUGUCCAGUGUUCCUGCUAUUUAGGCUUUAAGCUUGAUUCUAAUCGUCAGUCUUGUAUAGAUAUUAAUGAGUGUUCUUCACGGCCUUGUCCUGAACAUUGUACAAAUGAAUAUGGGUCUUUCAAAUGUGGUUGUAAUCCAGGAUUUCAAUUACAAGAUGAUCAACGUACAUGUGUUGAUAUAGACGAGUGUGCAUCUAAUAUAAAUCUGUGUGAGCAACAAUGCAUCAACCAAGUUGGUUCAUUUAAUUGUACUUGUUUCAGUGGUUAUUUAUACAAAAACAAAGUUUGCGAAGAUAUCAAUGAAUGUGAAAUAAAUAAUGGGGGGUGUGCUGAGAAAUGUAUUAAUACAAUUGGAAGUUUCAUUUGCAGUUGCAAUUGGGAUGGUCACAAAAUGUUAAAAGACAACACCUCAUGUGAAGAUAUUGAUGAAUGUGCUGAUGGCUCAUCAAAGUGUGACCAUUUCUGCAAAAAUACAGAUGGAAGUUUUGAGUGUAGCUGUCAACCUGGUUUUUAUUUGGACCAUGAUGGAAAAAAAUGUGUGGAUGUUAAUGAAUGUCAUGUAGGAACACCAGGCUGUCUAGGAAACUGUAUUAAUACCAAAGGAAGCUACAUAUGUAAAUGCGCAGAAGGUUAUAGAUCAAUUAACAAUGAGACAAGUUGCGAAGAUGUGAAUGAGUGUGAAAUUUUAAAUGGAGGUUGUUCACAUCGGUGUGAAAAUACAAAAGGAAGUUACAUUUGUAAAUGUCGAGAAGGCUAUACAGCAAGAGAUCAUAGUUCCUUCACUUGUAAUGACAAGAAUGAAUGUGAGGACAAUCCUUGCGAAGGUACUUGCACAAAUUAUAUCGGGACAUUUGAAUGUGGAUGUGAAACUGGUUUUCAACUUGUAGCUCAAGUAAAGUGUCAAGAUAUUGACGAAUGCAUGUCUACAGAGUUAAACAAGUGUGAACACACUUGUGUCAACAUUCCUGGCAGUUAUUUUUGCACAUGUCGUGAUGAUUAUAUCUUGCACUCAGAUAAAAUGUCUUGCAAAAAAUCUGUUGCUAGCAUAGGUUGUCAGAGAACUGCUAUAAAUAUAAAAGAGAUUUCUUCAAGUGGAUGGGAUAAUGUCUUGGAUGGGUGGGGAUGGCAGGUGUCAUUAAAUAUUGAUUUUACUCACUUCACUACACCAAGAUUUAAUUGUAUGGGAAUACUUGUGAGUGAAGAGUUUAUUCUUAUCACUGGUCACUGUUUGCGUUUUAGUGAUGAUAUAAAAAUUCCUCCUCAAAUCAUUCUUGUUUCAUUGGGCAGUUAUACGUUUGGUUUUUAUGAUAAUGAAAACAACAUUCAUGCAAGCGAAAUAAUUUAUCAUCCAACAUUGGACUUGGCUUUAAUUCGGAUGUUAGAGAAACCAACAAUAUCCAAUCAGAUUCAACCUAUUUGUUUACCUCAAACAGUACAUGAUGUUGAUAUAUCUCAAGAUAAAGAAAUUAUAGUUGUAACUUGGUUACCAGAUCAUGCAAGUUUACGCCAUAUUGUUGCUAAAAUUGUGAAACAUGAGUGUUGUGAACAAGAUAUAAAAAUUAACCAAGAAAAUCUAGUUAAUCAAUCUUUAUGUAUACAGUUUAACAAAACAGAGUUUCAUCUCCCGAUGAGUGGCUCGCCGAUCCUGGGAAUAUCACGUGAAGUCAGUAAUCAAACUGAUCAAAAAUGGUUGCUGACAGGAAUUCUUAUACGUGGUUCUUAUCAUCCAGACGUUGAAUUAGUUUCGACAAAAUCCUGUGUCGGCUAUUAUAAAGCAGUAAUGUUUGUUGAUUGGAUACGUAACAUAACCCUCAACUAAGGAUAAUUUUUAGUUACAUGCUCUCACAGCUCUUAGAUAAAGUGACUUUUUUCCUCUACCAUAUAAAGUUGGAUCAUUAUCCUAUAGCAAAUAAAUUUUAUAAGUCUAUGCCAAGAAAUAAUGAUAAGAAAAAAAAAU